AAUGUUACUCUUCAUCUUGAUGGAGUUUUGUAUUUGAGAGUGGUUGAACCUUUCAAGGCUUCUUAUGGAGUGGAAGACCCAGAGUUUGCCGUUACACAGUUGGCACAGACAACCAUGAGGUCUGAGUUAGGUAAAAUCAGUUUGGAUAAUGUAUUUCAAGAAAGGGAAAGAUUGAAUCAUAACAUAGUAGAGGCCAUCAACCACGCUGCAGAAGUAUGGGGAAUAAGAUGUUUGCGAUAUGAAAUUCGUGAUAUUCAACUUCCCAGUUCAGUGGUCGAGGCCAUGCAAAUGCAGGUAGAAGCUGAAAGAAAGAAACGUGCUGCAGUGUUACAAUCCGAAGGUCAAAGAGAAGCUGCCAUUAAUGUUGCAGAAGGAAAGAAACAAAGUCAGAUUUUAGCAUCAGAAGCCAGAAAAAUGGAGCAAAUCAAUACUGCCACUGGUGAGGCAAAUGCUAUCGUUGCAAAAGCUAAGGCUCGAGCGGAAGGAAUUGAGAAAGUGUCCUUGGCGCUGCAACAGCAGUUAGGUGAAAGAGCAGCUUCUCUCAAUGUCGCUGAGCUUUACGUGAACGCUUUCUCUAACCUGGCCAAGACAAACAACACAGUAGUGCUACCAGCUAAUGUGGGGGACGCCGCUUCUAUGGUAGCCCAGGUGAGUUAA
Messenger RNA from Orbicella faveolata, 657 nucleotides. RefSeq names its product stomatin-like protein stl-1. Gene Ontology annotation, biological process: mitochondrion organization. NCBI's taxonomy places the organism in Eukaryota, Metazoa, Cnidaria, Anthozoa, Scleractinia, Merulinidae. The record is from RefSeq and is a predicted model, not a curated record. Gene Ontology annotation, cellular component: membrane; mitochondrion.